UAUAUAUUGUAAAAAUUUCUGGAAAUAAUAAGAUAUAGUAUAAAUGAUAAUGAUGUCUAGAGAAUUGUUUUUUACAUUAUUUUUUAUAAAUGUUUACGUUGCAUCUUGUGAAGAUAUUGAUAUUGACAGAAAUGGAUACAUUAUUUACUGUCCUUGCAUGGGACGUUUUGGCAAUCAAGCAGAUCAUUUUUUAGGAGCUUUAGGAUUUGCCAAGUCCUUGAAUCGCACCUUGGUAUUACCACCAUGGGUUGAAUAUCGUACAGGAGAAUUAAGAUCUAUACAGGUAUCCUUUGAUACUUAUUUUAAUGUUUCACAAGUACAGAGCUAUCACAAAGCUUUAUUAAUGGAAGAUUUUAUGAGAGACAUUGCACCAAGGAUAUGGCCUCCUGAGGAAAGAGUAUCUUUCUGUUAUUCCCCUCGUGGUAAAGAAGGAGAUUCCUGCAAAGCAAAAGAAGGAAAUCCAUUUGGACCUUUUUGGGAUACAUAUAAUAUAGAUUUUAUCAAGUCAGAAUUUUAUGGUCCACUUCAUUAUGAAAUGUAUCACACUGAUAUGAAAAUGCAGUGGCGCAAACAGUAUCCAGCUGCAAAUUGGCCAGUAAUGGCAUUUACAGGUGCUCCUGCUAGUUUCCCAGUGCAAUUUGAAAACAAGAAAUUGCAUGCAUGUCUCAAUUGGAACAAUGAUAUACUAGAUAAAACAAAAGUUUUCAUAAAGAAAACAUUACCAAAAGGUGCAUUUGUGGGUAUACAUCUGAGGAAUGGUUUUGAUUGGGUACGCGCCUGUGAAUUUAUUUCGACUACACCUAAUCUCUUCGCUGCUCCUCAGUGCCUUGGAUAUCGUAAUGAACGCGGCAAGGCAACAUCAUCCAUGUGUCUACCGUCGUUUGAAUUAAUAGUACGUCAUUUGAAACGCGUCAUUCGCAAUGGCAACGAUGUGAAAUCGGUGUUUGUAGCAUCCGACGGAAAUCAUACGCUGAACGAACUCGGAAAAGCCUUAGCACGUAUGAAGAUACCAGUAUUUCGUCAAGAACCACCAGCGUCACCUCAUUUGGAUCUAGCGAUUCUCGGACGAGCGAAUUACUUCAUAGGAAAUUGUAUUUCUUCUUUUUCAGCUUUUGUGGCUAGAGAAAGAGAAAUCAAAGGAUUCCCAACUUUCUUCUGGGGUUUCCCCAACGAGAGAUCUUCCAUGAUCCAUGAGGAAUUGUAAUAUGGUAUUUCGUUCGUGUUAAGCACGAGUGACUGAAGAUUUUUUAAUAAAUAGUGUGAUAACUUUCUAAUAUAACAUAUAUAUUUAUGAAUUAGUAAUUUAACAUAUAUAACGUAUACAUGAUCAUGAUUAAAAAUUGUACAAUUAAAUCUUAUACAAAACACA
This is a messenger RNA of Harpegnathos saltator (Jerdon's jumping ant), 1369 nucleotides long. It is a transcript of the gene O-fut1, whose product is annotated as O-fucosyltransferase 1. NCBI's taxonomy places the organism in Eukaryota, Metazoa, Arthropoda, Insecta, Hymenoptera, Formicidae. The coding region runs from base 44 to 1204 and encodes 386 amino acids. The transcript is spliced from 6 exons. The record is from RefSeq and is a predicted model, not a curated record. Gene Ontology annotation, biological process: Notch signaling pathway; protein O-linked glycosylation via fucose. Gene Ontology annotation, molecular function: peptide-O-fucosyltransferase activity.